Molecule: messenger RNA, 1530 nt
Organism: Spirodela intermedia
Lineage: Eukaryota; Viridiplantae; Streptophyta; Magnoliopsida; Alismatales; Araceae
Source: the annotation of a GenBank genome assembly
AUGGCACGUGGGCUUGACAGCCGGCCGACAUCAAAAGAGUCAAACGAUGGGAAGACUGGCAUAGACAUUGGUUGGAGAAGGUGUCCCUCAUUCGUUGGUGAGUGGGGCAAGGCGCGCUCAGUGCCUGGUACGACACUUGGCUAGAAGAUAUACCAUUGGCCAGUUUUGCUACUGUCACAUCCUCUUGGCCUCGUUUGACGGUAGCCCAGGUUCUCCAAAGAGAUACUCGUCUACUUAUUGAGAGGCAUAGACUAUCGUCGGACUUGUUACCAGCCAUCUACAUGACUGAGACGACUCCUACUGAGGACCAAGCCAUCUGGACACUUACCAUAGAUGUCAGUUUCUCUAGUAGCUCUUCUUGGUAGUACUUUAGAAACUGCUCCCCAAAGAUAUUUUGGGGAAAUCUCAUAUCGCUGUCAAGUGUUGGUGUCAACUCCUAGCAAAUUGGCUUCCAACGCUCUCGUACAGACCUACGAGACCACCACUAGAGGUCUUUAGGAGAAUCAUUAACUCACCGACGAGUGUCAAGGUUAGUUCAUUUGUAAAUAUAGAAGGGACGCAACUGAUCUCGAUUUGCAGGCCAAGUGAUGCAUGCCACAGAAAUUAUGAGGCACGAAACACAAUGAGUUCGGAGUACUCAUUCCAUAUUGCGAAAAAAAUGAAAACAUUUACGUUCUGUUUGUAAAGCUUUAAGGCUAUGGGGACUCCAUAUCAUCCCUACAUAAACCCAGACUACUAUCUGAUCUGUUAGAUGGACACCACCGAGUGUUGGACGGUGGAAACUCAAUAUCGAUGGAGCAUCUCAAAGUAACCCAGGACGAUCUAGGGGAGGAGGUAUCCUAUGUGAUAGUACAGGAUGCAUUCUCUUUGCCUUCUUUGUGAGGCUAUACGAACUAACACUGUAGCAGAGGCUAUGGCAAUACGGGAUGGUUUGCUUCUUUGUGAGGAGCAAAAUAUUACUGAUAUUGUCUUAAAAUCUGACUCCAGAGUAUUAGUGGAUAUGUUACAUGCAGACUCUUGUAUUCAUUGGAGGCUCAACAAUAUCUGGACAGACAUCAUGAGAUGUCGAGGGCGCAUCACAGCCAUCACGCAUCAGUUCUGAGAAGAGAAUCAAACGGCCGACGCCCUUGCAACGCAUGGAGUCAGAUUGCGUCGGAGGACAGUCUUCUCUUCUUUGCAGGACAUGCCCCUCAAAGCCUGAGGUGCUCAUAGACUUUGCGACUCAGCAUACCCUCUCUACGCAUACACUGCACUCCACUACCAGCCCCUCCACGGCAGUGCCGUAUUGCUUGGAGGAGACCAGGGGCGGCUACCAUUGGCCGCUAAAGACCACAACGGAGAUACAUGUAGGUGUUUCCUUUGUUUCGGAUUUCAGGUCUAUCACACGUACCACUGAUGUGGUACAUCAUUAUGCCGCUCGUCACGUACCACUCAUGUGGAACGCACCUUGGCAAUCAGCUCAGGACUGAAGACAGAUACCAUGAAGACAUACUGCUUACACUUGUUGUGGCAAAUUCCCCCCUCAUCUAA